Messenger RNA from Penicillium brasilianum, 2306 nucleotides. The record is from the annotation of a GenBank genome assembly. NCBI's taxonomy places the organism in Eukaryota, Fungi, Ascomycota, Eurotiomycetes, Eurotiales, Aspergillaceae.
CGUUCGUACCGGACAAGCUCACGAGCCUCGUCAACACUGCAGCCCCCGUUUUGGUUUCCAACUCUGUUUGCAGCGGAGACUCCAAGCGGAGCCCUUUCGACGGUUAUUUUACAACUAAACGGCUGCCCUCAAUUUCACGUCAAUUUCCCAGGUCCAGAUCUUCUCUCCAGCUCUUUCUUGCCUCGCCUGGACCUAGUCGGUGCCCGAAACUUCCCAGCCGAUCCAGUGGUUCUCUUCUCCUCCCAAAUUUUACAUGCCCCUUAUCGCCUUUUAAUCUCCCCCCGUUCUCUACCCCUCGUGGCUUCCUCCGCGUUUAGCCAAGGAAGCUUGACACGGCCCCGGCCCUUUGAAUUCCGACAGUUUCUCUCCGACCAGACUCGAGCAUUCAGUAUGAGUUCCGAAGGAGAAAAAGUCCGCGCCUCUGGCGAGACUCCCCGCGAGACUCUGCCCACCGUGAACCCGGCGGCCGAGAAGCAGGAGCCUCCCAAGGCCGCGUUCCACCCCGCUGUCUAUGUGAGUGUCUGGAUCACUCUCAGUUCUUCCGUGAUUCUGUUCAACAAGCACCUUCUCGACUAUGCCAAUUUCCGCUUCCCGAUCGUUCUGACAACAUGGCACUUGACCUUUGCGACGAUCAUGACCCAGCUUCUGGCCCGUUUCACCACCGUCCUGGACGGCCGCAAGUCUGUCAAGAUGACUGGCCGUGUCUACCUCCGCGCGAUCGUUCCCAUUGGUCUUAUGUUCAGCUUGAGUCUGAUUUGCGGUAACAUGACAUAUCUGUACCUCAGCGUUGCCUUUAUCCAGAUGCUCAAGGCUACCACUCCCGUUGCUGUCCUGAUCGCUACCUGGGGUAUGGGCAUGGCCCCCGUCAACUACAAGACCCUCGCCAACGUCUCCAUCAUCGUUGUCGGUGUCAUCAUUGCCUCUUUCGGUGAGAUCAAGUUCGUCCUCGUCGGUUUCCUGUUCCAGCUCGGUGGUAUCGUCUUCGAGGCCACUCGUCUGGUCAUGGUGCAGCGUCUGCUCAGCUCUGCCGAGUACAAGAUGGACCCCAUGGUCUCUCUGUACUACUUUGCUCCCAUCUGCGCUGUCAUGAACGGUCUCGUCGCUCUCUUCCUGGAGUUCCCCCGCCUGACCAUGGACCACAUCUACGGUGUCGGUAUUUGGGUCCUUCUGGCCAACGCCAUGGUUGCCUUCCUCCUGAACGUCUCCGUGGUGUUCUUGAUCGGCAAGACCUCCUCCCUGGUUAUGACUCUGUGCGGUGUCCUUAAGGAUAUCCUGCUGGUAGCGGCCUCCAUGUUCAUCUGGAGCACUCCCGUCACGGGUCUGCAGUUCUUCGGUUACACUGUGGCUCUCGUCGGCCUGGUCUACUACAAGCUCGGCGCUGACAAGAUCCGCGAGUACACCGGUCAGGCCAACCGCGCCUGGGCCGAGUAUGGCAACACCAAGCCCGCCCAGCGCAAAUUUGUCAUUUUCGGUGCUGCCGCCCUCAUCUUCUUCCUCUUUGUGGGCUCGAUGGCUCCCAGCUACGCUCCGAGCCAGGUCGACCGCGUCAAGGGCAUGCUGGGCGGUGCCACCGCUGGCAAUGCUUAAAUGCACGCCAUGUCCUUAUGCAACUCUUUGGAGAGGUUUCGUUCCGUAACCGCCGAAAUGCGUAUGGAGCGCAUCUCCAAAGGCUAAUGAAGGGCCACUGAGGUGGUGAGCUGCCACAAUUCUCUAAAUCGACUCUACUGUGAGAGUAUUGGAGCCGUUGCAUCACCAUUGUUACAAAAAGCGAGGGAGAGAGAGCAUAGUUGCAUCUAGAAAAUUCUCGUCACUCUGAUCUUCUCUUCCCGUCCUUUCUACCUCCUCAAACCAGUGUUCUUUUUUUUUUUUUUUUUUUUUUUUGCUCAGGAGCUGGCCUCGGCGGCAUGCAGGAAAUGCAGUCGUUGGCCUGUCUCCAAUUCCGGGGGACUCUCGCGUGAUGGAAAACGGAGAGCGCCAUCCGUUCUCCUUUCUAUUUUUUCCUCGACCGCAUUCCCGCGAUGUAUACAGUGAUUAGGGACGGGUGUUUGCAUUUCCGUGUUCUUUGUUUCCUCUGCGCUCUCCCUCUCUCUAUUUCCCUUUUUUUUCGAUUUGACGGAACGUCGACUUGAACGUUAGACUUGCACGAGCUCUGGUGUCGGUUUGCUUUGAACCUGACUUGUUCUUUGGGUUCAACUUUUUUCCCCUUCUGGCUGUCUUCAUAGUUUGAUAAUAGACUUCUACUUGAAAGGUUUCUUUGACGUCGUAAUUGACCUGGACGGCCUUUGCAUGAGGAGUCAUUUUCUGGC